Messenger RNA from Xyrauchen texanus (razorback sucker), 3392 nucleotides. RefSeq names its product zinc finger DHHC-type palmitoyltransferase 20a (gene zdhhc20a). Gene Ontology annotation, biological process: protein targeting to membrane; synaptic vesicle maturation; peptidyl-L-cysteine S-palmitoylation. Gene Ontology annotation, cellular component: endoplasmic reticulum; Golgi apparatus. The transcript is spliced from 14 exons. NCBI's taxonomy places the organism in Eukaryota, Metazoa, Chordata, Actinopteri, Cypriniformes, Catostomidae. Gene Ontology annotation, molecular function: protein-cysteine S-palmitoyltransferase activity. The record is from RefSeq and is a predicted model, not a curated record. The coding region runs from base 16 to 1134 and encodes 372 amino acids.
CGGGUCGAAUUAAAGAUGGCGCCCUCUCAUGCACUACGAUGCUGUCAACGGGGCUUAUCCUGGAUACCUGUGAUUUUCAUCAACCUGAUCGUGUGCUGGUCCUACUACGCCUACGUGGUGGAGCUCUGUAUAUAUACAAUCCCUAACACUGAGGAGCAAGUUAUUUAUCUGAUAGUGUUUCACAGCUGCUUCUUCAUGUUCAUAUGGUCCUAUUGGAAGACCAUAAUUUCCAAGCCAGCCAACCCCUCGAAAGAGUUCUGUCUCUCUAACUCAGAGAAAGAGCUGUAUGAGAAAGAGGAGAGACCAGAAGCCAAGCAGGACAUCCUGAAGAAAGUGGCUAGGGAAUUGCCCAUAUAUACACGCACAGGAUCUGGGGCUAUCCGUUAUUGUGACCGUUGUCAGCUACUCAAACCAGACAGAUGUCAUCACUGCUCCACCUGCGACAUGUGUGUCCUGAAAAUGGAUCACCACUGUCCCUGGGUUAAUAACUGUGUUGGAUUCUCCAACUACAAGUUCUUUGUGCUGUUCCUGGCAUACACAAUGCUGUACUGUGUCUUCAUUGCCGCUACCGUUUUGCAGUACUUUAUCAAGUUCUGGACCCUUUGCAGACGGAGGGCUCUAGUGCAUUGCCCGGAGAAUCAGCUGCCGGACACUCAAACAAAGUUCCAUGUGUUAUUCCUCUUCUUUGUUGCGGCCAUGUUCUUCAUUAGCAUACUGUCACUUUUCAGCUACCACUUAUGGCUGGUGGGAAAAAACAGAACCACUAUUGAGGCUUUCAGGGCACCGGUGUUUAGAAAUGGCCCAGAUAAAAAUGGUUUCACCAUUGGCUUUCACAAGAAUAUCACCCAGGUUUUCGGAGACCAGAAGAAAUACUGGUGCUUACCUGUUUACACCUGUUUGGGAGAUGGGUACACAUUCCCUACCCGCCUAGUCAACAUUGACUCAGAGCAAGGCAAUGUUGAACACCAGACAAUUAAAUGCACAGUUGAUGGACAGACAAAUGGCAGACCUCUGAGUGAGUCACAGAAUCAUCUCCUAGGCAACGAUGUGUACUCUGAGGAACAAAAAGGUGGAAGCCAUGCAAAUAGCGAAGGAUGUCAAAAUGUUUCCGUUACCAUGGAGAAUGAUUCAUAGUCAGGACUUUGGAAUGGCACAAAUAAGUAUUUGGCUUUCCUCUCUUAAGGAUACUCUUGUCCUCAGACCUCACAUGAAAGACAUCAUAGCCCUCUGAUAUAAUGCCUUAAGGUUUGGAAACGAUCUGCAGCAUGCUGCUGUGGUGCAUGUAUUUAAACUGCAUUCAUAUCAGUAUAGACACUUUGCACCAAACAGCAAUUGGUAAUUCAAUGUUUUCCUUUUGCUCUGUACAUACUGUUUAUGUUUUUUGUUUGACCAAAUACCCUAAGCUGAUCAUCAAGUGUUUUGUUGUUCUAUUCUGUUCCGUAAUAUUUUUUUUUAUUUAUACUGUUUAUCUCUGGGACUGCUUUGCAUAGGCCAAAAAAAUUGGUAGGUUAUUUUACUACAGUUGUUUUAUACCCAAGAUGCACUUUUGUCACCAAGGAUUUUUGAAGAAGGUUUUUGGGACAUAAAUUAAUACUCAAGUGAAAUGCAGUAUUUGAUAAGAAUGUAUUAAUCCACAGAUUUACAUUUGCUACACAUCAGCCUUAACCUAAACGUAUGUACUUGGUUGACUCUGAAAUAGGAAUUUCAGUCUAAGGAUUUUGCCAGAUAAAUUUGGAAAAAGUGACAUGAUGAGGAAUUUAAUAUUUCCGAAAAUAGUCAUCAUUUAUUAAAAAAUUGUCAUUAUUUACUCAUCUUCAUGUCGCUUCCACUUUCUUCCGUGGAACACAAAGGUGUUUGGCAGAAUGUUAGGGAAUGAUGGCAUCAGUCACCAUUGACUUUCAUAUUAUGGAAAAUAAGAUGCAGUGAAAUUCAACUGGGUCUGACGACCUCAGUCAUUAAAUCUUUGGGUGAACUACAAUAUGCCUUUAACUGAAAAGUUAUUUUAUGAUUUUUAAAAAAAAUAAUAAUUUCAAUGAUGUUCUACAGCAUUUAUGUCUCGGUAUUUGUUGUUAUGGCCGGUUUAACAUUCAUCAACACUAAAGUCUUUUUUUAAUUUUUUUGUCAGACCUCUUUUUUUUUUUUUUUUUUGACCUCCGUGCUCUUUCACAUUUUGUACUAUCAGCUUUGUGCCUUCAGUUGAGGGUUACAUUGUAUGCCAGAUUGUGAAAUGUGUGACAUUUUAAAGCACACUUAAAUCAUUCAAGAUUGUAUUGCACUGCAAACACAACACUUAAAUUAAUCGUUUUUAAAUUGUUUCACGUGGAGUUUUGACAUAAAUGUAAUGUUUGAAGCUAGUUAAAACCGUUUUCUUGCAAGUGUAUCCUUUGCGCUAAUUAAUUUAUAUAUUUUUUUUCUUUAAAGGUAUAGUUCACCCAAAAAGAAAGUUAUGUCCUCAUGUACUCGCUAUUCCACACCUGUUUGACUUACUUUUGACAAACACAAAAGGAGAUGUUAAGCAGAAUGUUAGGGGCUGACAGCUUCUGUCACCAUUCUCUUUCAUUGACUGAACUUUCGUUUUUGGUUGAGCUGUCCCCUUAAGACGUUAUCGUGGAUGUGAGAUUUGUUUACAGUUGUAUUUUGCUUUCUUGUUUAUUUCUGAAUGAUUGUGACUUCCGAUUUGUAAAAGGAAGUCUUACAUGAUCAUGAGAUUAGCAGACUGAAAAAUGUGCUUAUCUCUGCUUUAUAAAUAUGAAGGGUGUUAACAGUACUUCUAAACUUGAUCAGUCACAAAAACUCAUCAUUUCAGGUUUAAUGAGUUGGAUAUCUCUUUUUUUUUUUUAAAUCUUAUUAUGCACAACCCUGUUGCAUAGCAUUGAAUCCUAUUUAAGUUAUCACAUGUCAGUGUGAGAAAUGUUGAAAAACAAUGGUCUAGAUAAUGAAGUGGUUUACCACAUUAUGACCUCACGUCAGCAUUUAUGUGGACAUGGAGCUGAUGUAAUCAUGGCAACAUCAUUAUUCCGAAAUCUGCAGUUUGCUUAAAAAUAAUUACUGAUGGGCUACAUCUGCUGGAAGUCAUAUGAGUUUUGUAUCAUAUAAAUAUGGACAAAAACAGUGAUUAUGCCCAAAAAACAUUUUAAUAUCUAGGAACUCACUUAUUAAUCAUGAACUUGUAAUAUUACUGGAAUUAAAUACCAAAUGUAUCAAGGACCAUUUUCUCUUCAGAUUUUUGUUAUAUUUUUUAUUUACAAAAAAUGGCUUGUACAGAAUUUUCAGCUUUUGUUUUUUGUACCUAACCUGUAGGCCAGUUUGUUUCAUUAUAUUUUUAGAUGUUUUUGUUUUGAAGAACAGUUUGCACAGAUUUUUAAUGUCUAAUUAAACUUAAUGUUUGUACU